GUUUGGAGUCAUUGUGGUGUUUCACUGUUUCAUCUCCUCUGUGCUCUGAAUGAUUCUGUUAAAAAUACGUGGGCCUUUUUUUUUUGUUUAGUUUUUUUACAGUGUUGGCCCCGCCUCCUCUCUGUGCGUAAAGACGCAUUAAGAAGUGUCGCAGCAGCAGCGGAUAAUCCAGACUGAAGCUUCACACUCAUGGUUUGAGUUCAGAUGCUGUUUGUUUGAGCUCUGAAUCGCUGAGGACAGCUGGACACUGAGCUGGAGGACGUGAAGGCAGCUGGAGAACAUCUGGAGGCUGGACAGUGAGCAGAUGGAUGUAAAGACAACUGGACACUGAGCUGGAGGACGUGUAGACACUGACACUCAGUGUAGAGGCUGGACAGUCAGCUGCAGAACAUCUGGAGGCUGGACAUUGAGCUGAAGGACGUUUCGAUGCUGGAAAGAGAGCUGCAGAACAUCUGGAGGCCGUGGGGACAGCCGGACAGUGAGCUGGAGGACGCGAGGAAAGCCAGACAGUGAGCUAGAGGACGUGGGGACAGCCGGAUGGACAUGUCCCCACUGCAGCAGCAGCAGGUGGAGGAGGACGUCAGCCUGAGGAGAGGCAGCAUGGAGCAGGAAAAUAAACGGAGGAUGAAGUCUCAGAGUUGUCGCCGUCAGUCUGCUCCGUCUCUGGUCAUCACCAAGGCCCUGACCCGGUCCAAGACUCUGUCCAGAGACAGCUUCCUGGUCCCCGUGAGUCCGGAGACGUGUCCCCUGGUGCAGUCCUUCCUCGCGGCCUCAGAGCGCUGCUUCCUCCAGCACGGACACGCUCAGCUGAGGACGGGGAUGCAGACUCAGGACAGACACCUCUUCCUCUUCAACGACGUCCUGGUCGUCGCCAAGGCCAAGUCAGAGCAACACACAGUUCAAAGGUUACACUCACAGAGAGAGUGUGUGUGUGGUCACACUGGUCUGCCCCUCCCUGUCCACAGGUCGGCGAACCACUUCAAGCUGAAGACUCAGGUGUGUGUGAGUGAGAUGUGGACGGCGAGCUGCGUGGACGAGGUGUGUGAGGGCAGCAUCGACACAGAGAGGAGCUUUGUCAUGGGCUGGCCCACCUGUAACUGUGUGUGUGUGUACAGUUCAGCAGAACAGAAAGAGAAAUGGCUCUCACUCCUCAAAAGUCGCAUAAAAGAAGAGAAAGAGAGGGAGGAGCCUAAAACAAUUCCACUGCGAGUUUACGGGAAAGGGAUCAACAGCUUUGCUGUGACAAAGACACUUCCUGUGAGCAACUCCGAUUCAACCAAUGAGGUGAUCCGACUGGCUCUGCAGCAGUUCAGCAUCAUAGGAAAUGUGAAAAACUACCAGUUAUGGGUCAUUUCAAAGAGGGACAACGCCCCCUAUCCUCUGAUUGGUCACGAGUUUCCGUUCAGCGUCCACAUGAACCACAUGAGACAGGCGGCGUCUCAGGGGGGCGGGGCAGGGGCCAGGGACGCGGUGGUGGCGGCGCCACCUGUGGACAGAGACAGGCUGCAGGUGGGACACGUGCAGGCCAGCAGGCAGUGUCAGUUCAUUCUGAAGCCUCGACCCGAAGAAUCGCUGCUGCAGCAGCAGCAGGUGUUUGCAGAUUUUUCUCAGAAGUCCUUCAAAAGGAGGCGUUCCCUCAUCACCUGGGCCUUCUGGCGAGGCUCCGCCUCUCACCUGAACGAGCUGUCUGUCUCUGGCGCGGCCCGUGGCUGCCUGUUCGGCCGCCAUCUCAGCUGCGUGUGUGUGGAAGACGCGUUACCCAAACCCGUCAUGGACAUGCUGGCGUUCCUGUACCACGAGGGGCCGUGGACGCGGGGAAUCUUCCGGCGUCCGGCGGGAGCUCGCGCGGUCAGAGAGCUGCGAGACUCUCUGGACGCUGGAGAGUUCCAGCUUCCUCUGACAUGUGACCACGUCUUUGUCAUCGCCGGAGUCUUUAAGGAUUUCUUACGUAACAUCCCGGGCAGCUUGCUGUGCUGCGAACUUCACGAAGAGUGGAUGGACGUGCUGGAGGAAGAGGAGGAGGAGGAAGAGCAGGUGCAGGACGUGCAGAGGAUGAUCUGUCGCCUCCCGAGAGAGAACGCUCUGCUGCUGCGACACCUGUUAGCGCUGCUGCACGGUAUCCAGGGCAACGCUCACGAGAACCAGAUGACCGCGUUCAACUUGUCCGUGUGCAUCGCUCCCAGCAUGCUUUGGCCACCGGGGGCGCCGUGCAGCCCGGAGGUGGAGGGGGAGGAGACCAAGAAGGUUUGUGAGCUGGUGAAGUUCAUGAUCGAACACUGUCAGCAGAUUCUGGGAGAAGACCCUCGGUCUCUGUUUGGAGGACCGCCACAGAGACGGCACUGUGACGAGACUGGAUCAGAGUCCUGUUCUUACCCUCUGACAGACUCCUCCUACGACAGCCUGGAGAACGAGCUGGACAACAGCAGCGGAGGAUCGCCCAGUUUCUGCAGCCGCCUCCGCUCCAAGCCGCUGCAGGGAAGCCUGGACUCCAUCCUCACAUCGAGUGACUGCGACCAGGACACAGGUCCAGGAGACCACGAUCAAAGCAGAGGUCUACACGGUCUGGAGAGAACCAGAGGCAGGAAGCAGGACUCAGCGGCUGGAGGCUCCUCGUCCACACUGGACUCCCUGUCUCCGGAGGGUCCACACAGACCGAGGCGCUACUCAGAGCCGGCUAUAGCAUAUGUGGCUAAGUUUGGACCAUGUGCUUCAGGAAGCACUGAGGUCCUCAGUGGUGAGGAGGAGGACGGAGCUGAAGAUCUGUCAAAGGAGACACCCAGCAGUCACACACACUGCACAGGUGAGAGCAGGAGAGCAGGAGGAGAGUGUGAGGCCUGCUCCUCCAGCCUCUCCUCCACCACCAACUCACCCGCACCAACUCGCUCCUCCCUGGACUCUCUGGACUCCCUCAGCAGCGACAGACCAGGUCUUCUCCUGCCCAGGACGCUGCUGCCCUCCAGCAGCUCCUCUGUAACACCUCCACCCUUCAGAUUGUCUUCAGAGCAGAACACCGUCCCAAAGGCUUCCCCACCCAGAGAAGCUCUCAGCUGGGGAACUGUGAAGAGCAGCAGAGGCUUCCACCUGAACACGUGGGUGAAGAAAGGCCGCAGACUCUCACUGAGCCAACAAGACAACGCAGAGAAACAAGAAGACGACGACAAGACUGCGGGAGGAGGAGUCCCUGACAAGUGUGAGAGAGGAGGAGUGAAACAGAAGAUCUGCAGAUCCAGAAAAGAUGUGAAGAUGAAGCUCGACCCUGAAGCACACAGACCUCCGUCUCACCACCGCUCCACAGGAAGCCUCCACCUGCCCGUACCUGCCUGGUCUCACUGCUCUGACGCCACACAGCAGACAGCAGAGCCUCAGGUGACGGAGCGGAAGCAGUCGUCGUCUCCGUCUUUCUUUUCCCAGCACAGAGGUCCGUCCCUGUCCCUGUUCAAACGACGCAAAUCUCACUCUGUGGAGGUGGAGCGUAACGCCAGGCUCCACGCUCGCCGCGCCUCAGAGCCUGGUCAGCGGCUGGUGGAGCAAGCCUCCGCCCUCAGCCACACUCAGCUGCCCAGUGACCCAGGGCUGAAGGUGUCGCAGGUGGAUUCGCAGGGAUCCGCCUCUGAGGCUCGCUUCUGCCUGUCCCCUCACUCCACCAAAGCCGUGAGGGACUACUUCUCCUCGCACCCGCGCAGUAACCCCCAGAGCAGCCAGCAGGUGGCGCUGGCCCUGGUGAAGAGUCACAGAGAGUGGCUGAGGAGAAACAGCGACCCCACAGCAGAGCCUGAUUACGAGCAGCUUCUGUUUGCCGAAGAAUCCUUUGUCUGAUUAUUACUGAGGUUGCAAUUUAGCGCGCUUUAGUGGCACAGUUAAAGGAACAGUUCAGGAAAAACUGAUUCUAGGUAUCUUAAGAACACGUUCACGUCUUUCUCUCACGGUUAGACAGACUUCUCCAACAGGAAACUGAAGUUUGUGAACCACUCACUCUCCCACACCCAAGU
Molecule: messenger RNA, 3989 nt
Organism: Solea senegalensis (Senegalese sole)
Lineage: Eukaryota; Metazoa; Chordata; Actinopteri; Pleuronectiformes; Soleidae
Product: rho GTPase-activating protein 20-like
Exons: 16
Coding region: 538-3816 (1092 amino acids)
Biological process (GO): regulation of Rho protein signal transduction; signal transduction
Molecular function (GO): GTPase activator activity
Source: RefSeq, a predicted model, not a curated record